AUGUCGACUGCAUUAAAUGUUAUGAAGACUCGAAGUAAUGAACAACACUACAUAAACGCUACUAAUAUUCAAAAUAAUUCGAUAGCUACAACUUCAAAAAAAUAUUUACUUUUAGAAAUCACUAAACAUACUUUGAAUUUCACAGAUUCGAAAUUUAUUCAUCAAAAUAAAACGUUAGAAACAACUAUUCAAUGUAUUGGUUCAUUAUAUAAUCAAUCUUGUUUGUAUCAUAAUUUAUAUUAUGUUGAUAGUGCAUUUAUGAUUUUAACUGUAAAAGGACAAUAUUUACCUUCAUAUUCUGUACGAACAGAUGCCUUUGUACUAUGGCCUACAACACCAAACAAACGUGUUUUUGAUUCAUAUUCUGAUCUUGAAACAUUUGUUCGCACUAUUAUUGAUCCAAGAAUAAUUCCAUCUGUUACUCUUCAUUUUGGUCAACCUUGGCAUUUCAAUAUUGGUCAUGCACUUUUUGAUGGACUUUAG
Messenger RNA from Rotaria sp. Silwood2, 483 nucleotides. The record is from the annotation of a GenBank genome assembly. NCBI's taxonomy places the organism in Eukaryota, Metazoa, Rotifera, Eurotatoria, Philodinida, Philodinidae.